UUGACUGACCAUUUGGAAACUCGGGCACUGCCCGAGGGCCCGGGGUCAGUAGGGGGCCCUGUGAGAUCCCCCUGGUACCUUUUUCAUAGGCUUUUUUGAGUUUGGGCAAGGACACGGAGGCCCCAUGAUCCCCUAUUGCCCGGGGGCCCCAUGAGUUGUCAGUCCGUCCCUGUGAUGCCUGUCAAUGCCCAUCAGUGCCACCUAUCAGUGUCCAUCAGUGCAGCCUAUCAGUGCCCACCACUGCAGCCUCAUUAGCGCAUAU
Staurois parvus is the source of this 262-nucleotide messenger RNA. Lineage: Eukaryota; Metazoa; Chordata; Amphibia; Anura; Ranidae. The record is from the annotation of a GenBank genome assembly.